UUACACUACAAUUAAGUAGUAGAUCGGUUCAUGGCGAACAGACAGAGGUAACCUAGAACCUUUCGCGAUUAUUUCGUAGAGAGUAGAGUUGUUUUGGUUCAACCUGAUGGCUCAACCAAUGAAUGCACAUUGGACUUCCUCUGUCCAGCCACUCUGUACUCCUAGUCUGACAGCGCUUCAAGGCAUUGUGUCAACCGGGCGGCCUUGUUUGUUUGGAGGCUGUGCCAGCGGCGGCCACUGGUCAUGGUUGGCACGAAACUCUGUCCUAGAAGUUGUCGACAAUGUCACAGGAAACAGACGUUCAGCUUUCCAAUUUGGCCGUGCAAUCGGUGCCAAUGAUGUACAGAUUACAUGCAUCAAGGAGUACAGGUACAAGGAUGCUACUAGCCUUAUAGUUGGACUGAAGACAGGUUCCAGUGAUGGAAUGCUGUGCAUAUUUGACCCCCGCACCUCCAAAGUUGUCCUGGCUGUUGAUAUUCCUCAGGGUGUAACAUCAGUUGAGCCUGUAACCUCCGAAGGUGGCCUCAAAGCUCCAAACUUCGCAUUGGGGGACCAUCUCCGCCUCUUUUUUGGCAUCAUCGCUGUGGGAACAGAAGGGGGCCACACCUACCUCCUGGACGUACGAGUGGACGAUGGUGACUGCUGCGAUGAGGUUACGGCCAGGGGAUCAAAGGUCAUAUCGCCUAGGUCGACAGAUGUUGGGACAAUCCGAGAGAAGGCAACUAGGAAAGGGGAGCACGUAUGUCUACAUUUGGACGAGGACAGUCACUCCUUCCGGUCAUUCAACUUCAGGAAACCAGACCACUCCGUUUUGAAGAGCUUCUACCCAAGUGAAGUGUCUGUUACUAGUCUGUCGUAUCUCAAACAGACUGGUUCCUUGGUCAUCGGCUUCAGCUUUGGUUGCUUCCAGCUGUGGGAGUUGUCGGUGCCAGUGCUGGAAUACAGCAGCACCAUAUCAACACAGCCUUCCCCAGUCACCCACUUUGCCUACCAGGAACCAGAGGAUGACCCUGAGAAUUUUGGUUACCUGUGGGUGGGGCGAGGACCACAGGCCACAGAUGUUGACCAAGAUGUCCCGACCAAUCUUCAUCUCUUUCAACUGAUGUAUACAAAGAAAGAAGUCCAUGACAACUACGGACACCUCUACAAAGAGUUGAUCAGCUGUGAAGCCCGGUUCCUCCACAGCCUCACCGUGGAUCCAUUCAACGUUGUGAACCAGGCCUCAGAGGGCAGUCGCAUCAUAUCUUGCUUCCCACUGGCCAGAGAGAUCGCACCAGGUGCCAUCAAGCAGGAAGACUCCACUUGUGAUGAAGAAGGUGACCAUCUGGACAUUGGUCUUGCAGUCUUUGUGUGGGAGGCACGAUCUGACCCAGCAGAUGGGCCGGAGACCAGUAGCUGCUUUCUGGGUCUGUUUGAUCUGAAUCGUUGGUACCAUGCACAAAUGCCCAAAGCAGUAAGGAUGUUGCCAGGGAAACAAGGGUGCUCCUUCUUUGCUUUCUAUUCCUUGGACUCCAUCCUUCAGGCUGCAUCUCCAGACUUCCUCACGGACCUGCAUGUCAACCCAGCGUCCGUUGUUCCCUACGUCUCCUCACACGUACCAGCUCCAGAGCUACACUUUCAACCCUCAGCACUCAGCUUCGAUGUUGUCUGUCUUAUGGAAGCCGGGCUGGUCUCAGCUAAGUUUCUGGGACAACAGAAACAGGUGUUGGCAGAUCUUUGUCAGCAAGGACCUCCAGCCUUGCGAGAGCCCAAGUUCUUCUUCACCCGGUGCUGGCUGGCUGGACUGCUUCCGAAGAAAUAUACCUCAGACCAGGGACCAGCCAAUGCCACGGCUCAAGAUCAACGUGAGGCUUUACUUACUGUCGCUGUGGAGCACAACAUGGUCAACUUUGUCAUUCAGUGUAUCAACAGCUGGACUCAUGGAGAUUUUCCCUCCGGUUGUAAUCUGAGAACCAUCCUUGAUUGGGCAUGGGGACUGGUAACCAGCAUUAAACAGUCUAUUGACCACAUAUGUGUUCCAUUUUACAAUGGUGAAGGCACCCAUGUGGAUGACAGGAAUCGACGACUGCUAGACCAGAAUGCAGUGCGCUUAGGUCACAUGAUCACCAUCAUCCAGUCGCUGCUUGACCAAUCAGCAACCACUACAGAACAAGGUUUGAAGGAUCUGGAAACCAAAUGUAACGUCGUGACCCUCAUCCAUCAACAUCUUAAAGCUGUCAUUUGGUUUGUUAGGAGUGGACUGCUCCCAGAGUGUCUAGAUGAGCGCGAUCUCUUGGAGGGCCAGUUCUACUAUCCGGCCGCCAGUCUGAGGAAGAUUUAUGCUCGGAGAAGGUUACAACUCCAGAAAAUGUGCCUGAAUACUAGCAGUGAGAGCAAUAUCUUGAUGAUCGACGGCCUUGUCGCAGAGAUCGGCUCCAAGCUCACCGCCCUCUGGGAUCGUAAGGAGGAGGGAGGCACUGGGUUGUACCCGCCCCCAAGUUUUCACGCCCUGCUAGACAUGUAUUUGGUUGACACUGUUCCCGUGGUAACCAAGCAUUGCAUUGUGGGAUACUUCCUGAUGGAUGUUCUUCAUGUGUCGCCAUUGCCAAGUACACAAAAAGAAGAGCUUGGCAGGAGGAUCGACAAAUUUUUUCAAAGUUUUUCCCUUCCUCUUGGUGUGAUAAAACUCCUACAUGGCUUCUCGCUGCUUGACAGGAGAGAAUUUGAUAACGCAAUUGACAUGCUCCUUGACCCCACCACGACCCUUGAACUUGCCCCGUGGCAACACCGCCACAUCAUCAAAGCCCUCCUGUACCAGGGCGAGAGCAAGAAAGCCUUGCAGUAUGUCCGGACGGCCCGUCCACCCCUCACCACCAGAGAUGAUGUCAAGCUCUACCUGACGGUACUCCUUGCAAAUGGUUUGACCGCUGAGGCAUUCCACUUCCAACGACAGUAUCGAGAUGAAGCCAACACAGAGGAGUUACUUACUCAUCUCAUUCUGGGCUCUCAACAAACCAAGACAGUGGACCAGCUUCUCAAACUUCCCUUCGAUGACGAGGAGGAGGCAACCCUGGAGCGAUACCUGCAAGAGUCCACUGAGCCUAAUUCACAGGAAUUACUCGUCAUGCACUUCCUCCAGCGGGCACGCUACGUGGAGGCUGUACGGCUGAAUGAGAAACUCAAACAAGAAGGACUCAUGGCCGACAUGGAUCCAGCUGCCCGAGAGAGGGCGACAGCCAGGAAUGCCAUCGUUGAAAGCUAUGCAAGGCUUCUCCCCCCAGUCCAACGCAGAUUGGCCUUUGGCCCAGAAACGUCCACCAAGAGAACAACUCUCAUCCGCAGAGAGAUCAGCAGACCCAAACCUCUGUCUGCUGUUAUCAAUCCAGCCAAGACGUCUAAAGUGCUCUCCAAUGCCAUGCUCAUCAAUGCUGUGCUAGAGCGCAUUGCAGAGGCGAGGGUCCAGACCAAGCAGGAAGAAACACCAAUAAAAAUGAGUGUUGCUGAGGAGCUGGAAGAUGAUUUGCCUUCAAUGGAACCUUUUGUGGGCACUCCCAUCACCCCACGAGCAAAAUCAAGAUUUGGUGAAAUGUCCAGCGUUAUCUACCCUGAGGUCACAGGGCGGGACAUCAGCCCCUGGAAACGUCAACCAUCACCAACGAAGACACGGCCCUACCUGCAAACGCUGGCUGGAGAUACCUCGAUCAGGGUCACAGAGAAGUUUGCAAGCAUUUCCAAAGCUCCAGCAAACUACACCAGUGCCUCUGCUCUCUCUUUGCUUCAGACGCCUUCCGUUACAAGGACUCCCAGCAAAGUGAGGAAUGACGGGACACCGUCUACGCGCUCAAUACCAUCCAUACUCAAAGUGCGGAGUACCAGCCAGCGAAUUACCACUGAAGUCAGAGAGGACAAAUCCAAGAAAAAUGUCUCUAGAACCAAAUUUGAAAUAGACCUUCCGACGCCCCCAUCUCUGACAAAGAGUGCAUAUGCCAAGCCAUCAGAACACCAAUCUGACAAACCUCCUGGUUUGCCCAAGCGGAUCAGCUUUGCAGACGACACGAAAGCCAGAACACCAUCUCCAGUAGCUGUCAAAAUUGAACCAAGCCCGAUGGACACAGAAGCUUCAUUUGACACACCACCCCCUGUUGAGUCGCCCUCUGUUUACCCCAGCCUUAAUGACCUAAUGUCCCAACCCUCUGUGCAGGCUUCUCUAACCCUUGCACAGCCCUCCCCACCCCUUGGGAAACCUUCCCCACUGUCGGGGCAAGCAUCCCCACCCAUGGGGCAAGCAUCCCCACCCCUUGAGCAGAGUUCCACCAGCCCUGAGCAAAGCACCACGUCAGACCAACCCACUCCACCUGGACUUCAAUCCCUCACCCAGCAGUCAGCUGACUUCCCGAAUGCAGCCACCACCCAAGGGGGAUUUGAUGUAUCGCUAGACGUGUCACCCAGUGUACGAACAAGUCCCCCUACAGAGAAAUUUGAAAUCACAUCGGGAACAGGAAUGUUAGUUGAUGAUGAGAUCACAUUUAAUUUUGGAACACUCAAGAAUUUGGAGGGAGAAAUGGAUAUGGAAGAUCUAGCAACAACUGAGGAAGAAUCUCCAGAGAAGUCGCAGUAUCAGAUGUCAUUUGCUGCUGAUUUUAAUGUGGAAGAUGAGGAUGUAGGUGAAAUGGCAGAUGAACAAGAGGAUUUGGAAGACGCAGAAGAAGAACAGGAAGAUGAGGAACUCAGACCAUUAACAAAAAGUGAUCUGAUCCCCUCACCACGCCCGCCAUUGAGACGCAUGGCCCCUGACACAGCCACGCCCCGCUCCAUACCCACAACUUCUCACUUCACUCCGUCGCUGCUGCUUUUGAGACAGCCCAGCCCAUCGCCCCCUCUAACUCAGAAGGAGGAGGACGAUUUUGUCACUCCUCAACAGACUCCGGAGAAACCAGAUGCAGGGAUGGAGUUCCCUUCCCCCUCGCCUCCUUUGCCUACCACUGAGGAGGGAAGGGAAUCCUUGUCCAAUUUUUCUGAAGAUGCUGGAGAGGACUCUGAGGAGAAACUUGGGGCAGAGUCUGUUGAAAUCCAGACCUCGCCCAUGGACCUAAUCGCCUCGACGGAACACCAGGAGAUGUCGGUGCAGACCACUCCCGGGCUGGCCCUGCGACAGGGUGGGGCCACUCCAGUCAGGGUCCCAUUUGAGGCGUCACUAGUGUCCUCCCUCCUCCAGCAGGAGCCCAUGACUCCGCCCACCAGUGGGGAGGAGACGGCUGCGGAGUCUUCAUCGUCGGAGCAAGUUGCCAGCCAAGACGAGGGACAAACAGUACCAGGUACCCAGCCUUCUGAGGAGAUGGAUGUUGCCAUGGAAACCUUGGAGGCGGAGGAGGUUCAAAUAAAAAAAGAGCCCGUGCAAAAGAAACGAGGGCGAAAGAGCACUCAAUCCACUCCAGCCCUGUCCUUCAUUUUCUCCCCACCCCACACCCGUUCCCGGACGGGCACACGACGCCACACCCAGAAGAUCAUACAGGAGGUCAUGACCCCUUUGGCUCGCCCCAUGACCCAAACUCCCCUCCUACCCACGGUGGGGCCCACUCCCAGCUUAGAUCUGACUUCCUCCAGCAUCGGAGGCAGUGCUCAAAGCAGGGGUGCCACUCCUAGCUCAGCCCCGGGAACCACAAGAAGGGGAAGGAGGAGCCACACGCCAAAACUAGACACCUCGGAAACAACAGGGAGCACCCGCGUUACACGCAGGAGUGUCACCCCUGUGGUGAAGUCUGAGCAGAAGGCUAAGUCAGCGGAACUGGGGGGACCAGUUACAAGGUCUAGAAGGUCCCUAGUAACUCCGCACCAAUCACCAACAAACAGCCCAGUGGCUCUCCUCUCCCCAUUGGAGGAAGACAUGGACACAACACAAACAACCAAACCAAGCCGGCCCAAGAGAGUUGUACGUAUCGCGCCCCACAGCAUGACACUGCGAACGCCACAGGAACGCAAAACACGCUCUCGCAACAUCAAACUGUGGUAAUAUUGCAUUAGUGUUACUUUGAGUAAGGUAAUAUUUUAGAAAUGAAAUUUUGUUGGCAUUAAGAUUAUUUCAGUGAUGAACCCUCAUGGUUCAGUUGCAGUUAAUUUUUUUGUUAACAAAGCAAACCUGCAGUGGUGGGAUUUGAACUUAACACCAUCUGAAUAGAGGGCUUUCACGUGACGUAACAUGACGGGAAAAGGCAUUUCAGGAAGCACACCGUGUUUGUGGAGGUGCGUGCAUUUUCAAAUCUGAGCAUUUCUUGUGGCAGUUUCAUGUACACUUGAAUGAUGAGAGACUUCAAAGGCAUGCACAUUUCUGCGCACAUCCAUGUAAAUUCAAUGCUGACUGUCAAAAAUCGGGAAACUGAAAAUCCCCCAUACCACACUGGGAUUACUGGCCAAAAAGAGAUAUUGGCACAAUGGGUUAUCGUUGGUGGGAGACAGAUUGGGCUAAGACUUGAAACCAUUGCUACCGCAAUGCUCAAUGCCCCAGCAAAGACCCUAGAGACCUUUUUCACUUACGUGACUGGAUUGCACUAAAUGUAAACAAUACCACCAGGUGUGGAUCGCCUUGGCCAAGGUGAUGGCAUAUAUUCCUACGGGCAGCUUCAACCACGUGCAAAUGCGAACGCUGCAUGCUUGACUAGUUUAUCUUGAACAGGUAGAUUACCAUCACAACACUGCACUCCUGACCAUCGCAACACAUGGCGGUCCAGCACGGUUGUGACAUCACAGGAAAAAGGUCUAUUGGUUUCUGUGUGUAUUUAGAUGGCAUAUUCUGUACACUGCAUGUAGGGAAUGGCACACAGUGUGUUGAAUAGACCGCGACGGGGCACUGUCGGAAGGGAACAAAACUGCCUCGCACCCCACACACAGUCCGUAGGGUGUUGCUGUUGAAACAGCACCGGUAUAGCUUUUCAGAGGGUGAAAAUUCUCUCACUUCUACAAUUUUGUUUGUUAAAUGGAAAAAUUGAACUCAACUUUUUUUGUCAAGUUGUGCUGGAUUUGUCAGGUAAAAAUGGACUGGAGAGGGGGGGAUGUGGGGGCUGUCGUUGAUGGAAAUGUGCACUUGUCUUGCUCAAGAUGGCCUGUACAGGAAUGCUCCAAUGUGUUCUCAAGUGGAAAGAUUCAGAUGUUGGUUUGAGCCCUAUGCCAAGAGUAUGGAGAAGAAAUAUGACCAUCAAGUUGUCACCAAAAGUUGUUUUCUGUGAACCUGACUAUAUAUAUGGUCACAUCCAUUGGAAACUUGGAAUGGUUAUUGCAAUAUAAGCCAUGGAUUAAAAAUAAUUGGUGACCAGAGCGAAUGUCUCGGUUGGUACGGCUUCGGGCAAAAUGUUUCCUUUUAGUUCUUGUUGACUAGUCUAUAAUCAGAUAGAUACUCAUGCACGUACAUGUAUUGAUUCAUUUUCUGUUUUUGCUGUCAAAAUGUCAGAAAGAAUGAAAUGACUUUCUAGAAAUAUGUGUACAUGUUGAUUAACUAAAAAUAACCUUUACUAUGCAUACAUGUUUUCUGAAACAAAAAUUGCCCUGUGCUGAUAUCAUUUUGUUGUAGAAGUUCUUCACAUGGUGUUAAUAAAAAUUAACUUGUUUACAAGGUAGGAUUAUAAAUUAAUUUUUAUGCGAAAUGAUUGAUAUUUUCUUAUAAGUUUUGUAAAACCUGCCUUUGUGCUAGUGCGUUAUUCCACAAACCUACAUUAUAAUCAAACAGGAUGACAAAAUAAAACAGCUGGCCUUUAAUCAAAAC
Molecule: messenger RNA, 7732 nt
Organism: Acanthaster planci (crown-of-thorns starfish)
Lineage: Eukaryota; Metazoa; Echinodermata; Asteroidea; Valvatida; Acanthasteridae
Gene: ahctf1
Product: AT-hook containing transcription factor 1
Molecular function (GO): protein binding
Source: RefSeq, a predicted model, not a curated record